CUUCGCGUGACACAAUGAACGCAGGGUAUUUACCCUAGACAAUGAUACCGCUUCACUUCCAGGUCCAUGCGUCUCUUCCCUGGCCUGCAUUUAACUUGUAUUCUUUCCCUGCAGUCAACUGUAACCGUGAGUACAGCAACUUUCUGUGAGCUCCGUGAAUUCUUCCAGUGAAUUAUCAAAGCUAUGGACGGCAGGAAGAUGGCCCGCGUCUCUUACAGUGUCGUUUGGAUCAUGGCCAUUUCUACAGCCUUUGAACUGGGAUUAGUUGCCGGGCUGGGCCAUCAGGAAUUUGCACUUCCAUCUCAGGGAGACCUGGCCUUCAAAGAUGACAGCAUUCGGCCCCAGGAGGAGCCUGCAAUUCGGCCUGGGUCUUCCCAGCGUGUGCCGCCCAUGGGGAUACAGCACAGUAAGGAGCUAAACAGAACCUGCUGCCUGAAUGGGGGAACCUGCAUGCUGGGGUCCUUUUGUGCCUGCCCCCCCUCCUUCUACGGACGGAACUGUGAGCACAAUGUGCGCAAAGAGAACUGUGGGUCUGUGCCCCAUGACACCUGGCUGCCCAAGAAGUGUUCCCUGUGUAAAUGCUGGCACGGCCAGCUCCGCUGCUUUCCUCAGGCAUUUCUACCCGGCUGUGAUGGCCUUGUGAUGGACGAGCACCUCGUGGCUUCCAGGACUCCAGAACUACCACCGUCUGCACGUACUACCACUUUUAUGCUAGCUGGCAUCUGCCUUUCUAUACAAAGCUACUAUUAAUUGACAUUGACCUAUUUCCAGAAAUACAAUUUUAGAUAUCAUGCAAAUUUCAAGACCAGUAAAGGCUGCUGCUACAAUGUCCUAACUGAAAGGUGAUCAUUUGUUAGUUGCCUUAAAAUAAUGAAUACAUUUCCAAAAUGGCUUCUAACAUUUCCUUACAGAACUAACUACUUCUUAUCUCUUUGCCCUGCCCUCUCCCAAAAAACUACUUCUUUUUUCAAAAGAAA
This is a messenger RNA of Nomascus leucogenys (northern white-cheeked gibbon), 977 nucleotides long. The record is from RefSeq and is a predicted model, not a curated record. NCBI's taxonomy places the organism in Eukaryota, Metazoa, Chordata, Mammalia, Primates, Hylobatidae.